Lactuca saligna is the source of this 2295-nucleotide messenger RNA. The record is from the annotation of a GenBank genome assembly. NCBI's taxonomy places the organism in Eukaryota, Viridiplantae, Streptophyta, Magnoliopsida, Asterales, Asteraceae.
AUGAAUAGCGAGAAUAAAAUCAGCCUUUCCCUUUUAAUCCUCUUCUGCUUUCUAAACCGUGAAUUAUGGGCACAGUCCGCUCCAUCAGAAAACAAAAACUUCAACAUAAACAACAACAUCGUAAUAAGCACUGGGAUCAUUCUAGACAUGGAGUCAUGGAUUGGCAAGUCCAUUCACAGGUGCAUUACCAUGGCCAUAUCUGAUUUUUAUGAUCUUAAUCACAGUUACAAAACAAGGAUAGUUGUUCACACUCGGGACUCUAAGGGAGAUCCAUUAAAAGCUCUGUCAGCUGUUGAUCAUCUUCUGAAAAACGUGAAGGUGCAGGCUAUCAUAGGCCCAGAAAUCUAUCUUCAAUCGAAGUUAUUAUCCUUGUUUGCUGAUAAAGCUCAAGUUCCUAUAUUUUCUUUUGCUGGUAGAUCCUCAAUGGAAUACCCAUACUUGUUCCAAAUCAAAGAAGAUGAAUCCACUAUGGCCAAAAGCAUUGCUUCCCUUAUGGAAUUAUAUAAAUGGAGGAAUGUUAUCAUUGUUCAUGAGGACACCGAUGAUGGGAGGGAGAUAUUACCUUAUCUGGUUGAGUCAUUCCAAGAUAAUAACAUGAAGAUCAGUUACACAAGUGCCAUUUCAUCAUCAGCCACGAUUCAUGAAAUCACGGAGGAGUUGCACAAGCUCAUGAAUUUUCAGACAACUAUCAUCAUCGUACAUAUGUCGCCUUCAUUAGCAUCCAACCUCUUCUUGAAUGCAAAAAGCUUAGGAAUGGUAACGGAAGAAUAUGCAUGGAUUUUAACUGAAAAAACAGUUGACCUCUUCCGUUCAACAAACUUUACAGUUGUUGAGUCAUUACAAGGGGCGAUAGGUUUUAGGCCGUAUGUUCCACCAUCAGUCAGGCUGCAUAACUUAAAAGCGACAUGGCACAAAUUCUUUUACCGAAACUACCAUACCUCAUUGACGAAAGAAGUACCUGUGCCUGCCAUAUGGGCAUACGACACAAUCUGGGCGCUUGCUGAGUCUGUAGAGAAAGUUGGGGUCCCACAAAAUGGACUUUUGCUCUUACAUGAGGUUUUGAAAACAAGAUUUAAGGGUAUAAGUGGUGAGUUUGAUCUGAGUGAAAGAAAAAUAAGAUCCAAUGGAUAUGAGAUUAUGAAUGCCAUCGACUAUGGUGAGAAGAGAGUAGGAUAUUGGACACUAUCAGAAGGAAUCAGUCGAGGAUACCCAAUGAAUAACAGCGUCUAUCAACACUCUACUCUAGGUCCUGAAGCUGUUAUCUGGCCCGGAGGGUCUACAACUGCUCCAAAAGGUUGGGUGUUGCGAGCAACUCCAAAUAAAAGGUUGAAAAUUGGUGUUCUGAAGAUAAGAAACUUUAAGUACUUCAUUGAUGUAGAUCAUGAUGUUGAGAAAAAUGUUACAACUGCUACUGGGUUUUCCAUAGAUGUAUUCAACACAUGCAUUCGUGCUUUACCAUAUGAAGUGCCAUACACUUUCAUUUUAUUUGACAACGCCAAUAAUUACGAUGAUCUUGCACAGAAGGUCAACAAUAAGGAAAUUGAUGGAGUUGUGGGGGAUUCAACAAUCUUGGCUAACAGAUCUGUGUAUGUGGACUUUACAUCGACUUACACUGAAUUGGGUGUAGGAACAGUAGCAAGAGUCAAGAAAGAAGACAUGUGGUUCUUCUUGAAGGCUCUGGACAUGGGACUAUGGCUAACUGCUAUGGCUUCUCUUAUCCUAACUGGAUUUGUUAUUUGGGCUAUUGAAUGUUUGAAUCAAGAAUCCGAAUUUGAAUGCUCACCAGCUCAGCGAAUUGGAACAAUCGUCUGGUUCAUCCUGUUGACCAUCUUUUUUGCUCAAAGAGAGAAGUUGUCAAGCAAUCUGUCAAGAAUUGUAAUGUUUAUCUGGUUACUCGUGGUGCUUGUCUUGAUCACGAGCUACACAGCAACUUUGGCUUCACUGUUGACAGUAGAGCAAUUUGAAUUGGCAUCAAAAGGCAGGAUUGUGGGGUUUCAUGGAGAUUCUUUUAUGAGAGGAGUGACUGUCAGCAACCUGCACUUUGAAGAUAAUUACCGAAGGGCAUACUACUCAUACGAGGAUUAUGCUCAUGCUUUAUCAGAAGAUGGUGAUGCUGAUGCCAUUGUUGAUGAAAUUCCGUACAUCAAGAUGUUUCUUAGCAAAUACUCAGGUGAAUAUGCCUUGAUCUCCUCUCAACCCAUCACUUCUGGCUUUGCCUUUGUAAGUACCCUUUCUUUCUUCAUCACUUGCACUACAUAUGCAUCUAUUUUAUGUGGUGAUUAUUACAGUGACUAG